AUGGCAUCCUCGUUUUUCUCGCUUGGACCCGUCACCAAAGAGAGCGAGUUGGCCUCUUUACACCUGCGUCGAGAUGCCUCAAUGCCGGUGAUUUUGUCGACCAAAGCGGAAGGCGCAGAGCAUGAAGGGUAUGCUGAAGGUGUGGUCACCAACACUCGAUUUGGCUCUUUUCCACAUUCAACCAUUAUUGGUGUCCCGUGGGGAAGUCAGAUUCGAGCAAGCAAGGUCGAUACCGGAUCUCGCGGCAGAAGGGAUAGGGGCAAUGCAAAGAAGCGUAAAGCGGACGUGUUGGACGAUAAGGCCACCAAUGACGAUAGUGCUUUAGCAAAUACCAAGGAUGCAGUGGUUGCAAGCACCGGCUUUGUCCAUGUCCUACCACCCACACCGGAGACCUGGACUACGAGCUUGCCUCAUAGGACACAGGUAGUCUACACGCCGGACUACAGCUACAUCUUGCACAGGAUCAGAGCCAGGCCAGGAACGAGAUUGAUUGAGGCUGGCAGUGGCAGUGGAAGCUUCACACAUGCUGCUGCAAGAGCAGUCUUCAACGGAUACCCUCCUUCUCAAGACAUUGAAAACCAAACAAACCCUGCUGAGAAUCCAGAAGCCCGUGGCAAAGUCUUCUCAUUCGAAUUCCAUGAGGAGCGACAUAAAAAAGUACAGGAGGAAAUGCUGCAGCAUGGUCUGGACGGCAUCGUGCGAGCUUCACAUCGGGAUGUUUACAGAGAUGGCUUUCUCCUUCAUAACGAUGAGUCAGACGUGAAGAUAAAAACCUCUCCUCGGGCCAAUGCAAUUUUCCUCGAUCUGCCAGCGCCGUGGGAGGCAUUACCUCAUCUUACAAGACAAGCUCAAGAUGGCACACCAUCGGCCCUCGAUGAAUCCUCGCCUGUCUACAUCUGUACGUUCAACCCAUGCAUAGAGCAAGUUCAGCGAACAAUAACAGCCCUCCGAAAAUUCGACUGGCUGGAAAUCGAAACAGUCGAGGUUCAACACAAGCGAAUAGAUAUCCGUCGAGGGUACACCAGCUUGCAAUACGAGGGAUUGCGCGGCGUCAAUGGUCUUGCAACAGAUGUCGAUGAAGCAUUGGCAAGACUACGAAAAGUCGAAGAGAAAGCCAAGAACUUCAACCGGUCAAAAUCUGGCCAGGGCAGAGUCGCAGAUACGCCGGUUGUAAAGAACCAAAGUCAAAACCUGCAACAGCAGACCCUUCCUUUCGACGGAGGGAAGCUGGUGCAUAGGACGCAAGCAGACUUGAAGACCCACACUUCAUAUUUGGUCUUUGCGGUCUUGCCUAGAUCGUGGAGUGAAGACGACGAGAUUGCAGCUCAAGCAAAAUGGUCAAAGCAUGUGAAGGUCGAGUCCAACGUUCCAAAGAGUCAACGCCAGCUUAAGAAGGAGGCGAAGAAGCGAUCGAGAGGACAGAAUGGCGUGAAGCCGGCGGCACGAGCACCGGGAGGAAUGGGUGAAUCAUCUGUCGGGAAGAUAGACGAAUUGGAAGGCUCUGCUGGAGCACCAGUUGACGAGGCACAAGGUGCUUGA
Molecule: messenger RNA, 1539 nt
Organism: Exophiala bonariae
Lineage: Eukaryota; Fungi; Ascomycota; Eurotiomycetes; Chaetothyriales; Herpotrichiellaceae
Exons: 1
Coding region: 1-1539 (512 amino acids)
Biological process (GO): tRNA methylation
Cellular component (GO): nucleus; tRNA (m1A) methyltransferase complex
Molecular function (GO): tRNA (adenine(58)-N1)-methyltransferase activity
Source: RefSeq, a predicted model, not a curated record